Molecule: messenger RNA, 1104 nt
Organism: Chaetura pelagica (chimney swift)
Lineage: Eukaryota; Metazoa; Chordata; Aves; Apodiformes; Apodidae
Gene: AQP1
Product: aquaporin 1 (Colton blood group)
Exons: 5
Coding region: 1-876 (291 amino acids)
Biological process (GO): renal water transport; carbon dioxide transmembrane transport; hyperosmotic response
Cellular component (GO): membrane
Molecular function (GO): carbon dioxide transmembrane transporter activity; glycerol transmembrane transporter activity; water channel activity
Source: RefSeq, a predicted model, not a curated record
AUGUUGGCAGAUCUUCUUACUGUUUCCCUGGUGCCAACCUGCUCUGCACUUGCUCCUGGAGAAAUAUGUGAAUUCAAGAAGAAAAUUUUCUGGAGGGCAGUGGUGGCUGAGUUCCUUGCCAUGAGCCUUUUUAUUUUUAUCAGUAUUGGCUCAGCUCUGGGAUUUAGCUUCCCAGUGGUGGGCAACAAAACAUCCACAAGGUCUCAGGACAACGUGAAGGUUUCUCUGGCUUUUGGGUUAUCCAUCGCUACCAUGGCACAGAGCGUGGGCCACAUCAGUGGUGCCCACCUGAACCCAGCUGUCACCCUGGGCCUCCUGCUGAGCUGCCAGAUCAGCAUCUUGAAGGCACUCAUGUACAUCAUUGCCCAGUGCCUGGGGGCAGUGGUGGCCACGGCUAUUCUGUCAGGAGUCACCUCCUCUCUCCCAGACAACCUUCUGGGGCUCAAUGCGCUUUCAGAGGGGAUCAAUGCAGGCCAAGGACUGGGCAUCGAAAUCAUUGCAACAUUCCAGCUGGUGUUGUGUGUCCUUGCCACCACAGACCGGAGGAGGAAUGAUGUCUCAGGAUCAGCACCUCUGGCCAUUGGUCUCUCCGUUGCCUUGGGACAUCUUCUUGCUAUCGAUUACACCGGUUGUGGAAUUAACCCAGCCAGAUCUUUUGGCUCUGCACUGAUUGCCAACAACUUUGAAAACCACUGGAUCUUCUGGGUUGGCCCAAUCAUUGGAGGAGCAAGUGCUGCCCUGAUUUACGACUUCAUCCUGGCUCCCAGGAGCAGCGACCUGACUGACCGCAUGAAGGUGUGGACCAGUGGCCAAGUAGAAGAGUAUGAUCUGGAAGGAGAUGAUAUGAACUCCCGGGUUGAAAUGAAGCCAAAAUAAAGAAAGAGAAGGAAAAGGGGGGGAAAAAAAAGGCAAAAAAAAAAGCAAAAAAAAAAGCACAUUGGUUUCCGAAGAUUUUAUCAGUGUUAUAGACUCUUUGUAAACCAGCAAGCAGUACUUUGUUUUUCAUUCAAUAGGGUUUUCCAUGUUUUUUGCCCCCAAUCUUAAUAGCAUUUUUAUACCUGGGUGUUUUUUUUAAAUUAUCAAGUUUUCAGGCCAAGACGUUAU